Molecule: messenger RNA, 1821 nt
Organism: Rhinichthys klamathensis goyatoka
Lineage: Eukaryota; Metazoa; Chordata; Actinopteri; Cypriniformes; Leuciscidae
Gene: tafa1a
Product: TAFA chemokine like family member 1a
Exons: 5
Coding region: 307-741 (144 amino acids)
Biological process (GO): regulation of neuroblast proliferation; neuroblast differentiation
Molecular function (GO): receptor ligand activity
Source: RefSeq, a predicted model, not a curated record
AAGAGAUAGAGAGUACCGCCCUUCAGUUGUGUUUAAAUGUGAAGCGGAAAAUCAUCUCUGUGGCUCAGGGGAGUGAAGAGGCAAUUCUAGUGUUAGAGCGGGUUUGCCGUGUUUUAGAUCUUAGCGCUCUCUCUCUCUUUCGCUCUUUGUUUGUCCUACAGUGUCCCUGAUUUCAGCUUCAGGCUUCAAAGUGAGAAGAACUGAGAGUUUCUACAAGACAACAAUACCUGGACCCGGGAAUAUCUAGACACCUCGCAAUGGAUGGAUUGAGGACAAAGUAUUGAGUUCUCCUACGGCUGUCCCUGAAUGACACAGAGGAGUGUUGGGAUGUCGUGGCUGGUGUGGGUGUGGGUCAGUGUGACAGUCCUGCUGAUGUGUGAGGCCACUUUCUACGAGACCAUCCAGCAGCACCUGGCCCCUCCUGGAACCAACAUACAGAUCCUCGAAGGAGGGACAUGCGAGGUGAUUGCGGCCCACAGGUGCUGUAACAAAAACAAGAUAGAAGAGAGAUCUCAGACCGUGAAGUGCUCCUGUUUACCAGGGAAAGUAGCAGGGACCACCAGGAAUAAACCCUCCUGUGUUGACGCCUCCAUAGUGAUUGGGAAGUGGUGGUGUGAGAUGGAGCCGUGUCUGGAGGGAGAAGAAUGCAAGACUCUACCAGAUAACUCCGGCUGGAUGUGCUACUCCGGAAACAAGAUCAAAACCACCAGGGGAAAUAUCCAAGACGACAAGCUGAAUUAAGUUUUCCCAACUCGAAACCAACAGACGUGUCUAAUGACUUGACAUGGAGCCCUUUUCUCAUAAAUCCAUCUGUCUCUAACACGGACACCAGACUUUCUAAGAGAAUCGUUGUGGGCGUGGAACUGCUGGCUCUUUCAUUGUUUUGUUUGACAAUUGUCAAAUAUUUGUUUCCUCUCAGUGAGUCCUGGAUAAUUAAACUUGUAUCCCUUUGUGUGGAGUGCACUCAAACCAGCUACACCUUGCCUGAAAUAAUCUUCAACUGUAAAAUUCUUGGAUGUUCCUAUGUCUCCGGAAGAACAUGUUAAUUCUCCUACUGUAUGUAGUGAAACUGGCUUCCUGCUCAUGUGGAUAUUCAGAAGGGGAUCGUCUUCAAGCAACUUUAAUAAAGACACUUUGUGCAUCGACUAUGAACAAAAUGCAGAGGAGCAUGUGUACAUGGAAUGACUGAUCCCAUCCUAUCCGGCCGGAGACGUUCCUCCAUUUCUUGGAACAUUAUAUCAGAUUAAGAGUUCUGAAUGAAUUAUGGUGUGGUACUAAAACCAAAUAAGUCCUUAGCAUGAUUUUAUGGGAAGUUGUAAUAGAUGAAAGAAAUGUUUUUCAUAAAUAAAAUGAAUUCCAAAAAUGGUGAGAAUUAUGUUACAACUAUAUUUAAUUUGCAAUAAACAAUAGUUUAAAUGUGAAAAUAAUGGGUGAGAAGGUGCAAAGGAACAGCCAUGUUUACGUGUUCUUGUUCUCUGUUCUAUUGAUUGGUUAAAGAUGCUAUUUUUAUUUAUGGGCUUCAGUAAUAUUUUGACAAAUUGAGUCAUCAAGGCUUAACUGAAGUGUUCUCAAAAUGUACAUGUUUAAUCAAAAACUAAUAGACCAUCACUUUGGCUACAGCAAUAUAUAAAAGCUGUGGAUUUAUUACUGAAGUUAAUGAAGCCUGAUUGAAAUAUGCUGUUGCAUGCACAUAUAAAAUACCGUGACAUUCAAAUAUUCUGAAUCAAAUUCAUUUCCCAUUGUUCAAAUAUACCUUCAUUAAAUGGUACAAGACCUACUAAGACCAUUCUGUAUAUUAAGGGUUCUGGUCAUUUGAACGGA